CACUAUUGUGUAUUCAUCGCCCUCUCAUCCCUUCUAUCUCUAUGUCAAACAGCUUUGUGAGCAAAGCUAAGUAUGAAGUAGCAGGGAAAUGACACAGCGAAUUUAUGGUUUCUGAAGCACUGCAACAGUCUUUCAUGGCUACCAAGCUUUCAUGUACAUCAUCUCUGCCCUGGAUUUGGGUGAUUGAAGCACUGGCAAGUUUCAAUGAAAUAGACCCAUCUUUACUCAUCAAUUUGGUUAAGAGGACUCCUGAACUUUCUGAUGAUCUGGGUAGAAAUGCAAGGGAAAUGGUUUCCUUGAGAGUUUUAGAGGGCUUGUUUGCCCGGAAAAGUUCAGAUGCAAAUAAUGUCGCUUCAGUUCCAGGUGACAAAAUUGAACUUGAUCCGUCAAGGAGCUGCGAAGAUGUCCUUCGUCGCAUAUUGUUAGAGGUGUCUGCAUCAGAUCUAAAAGCAGCUACGCCAGAGAUGUUUAAUUGGGAUUUACGGUCAUUCAUAAUGAAAAAAAGAUCUGGCCAGCCAAAGUCUCUUUUGCAACAACUUAAAGAUGCCAUUGUAAAACCUACAAGUCCUCUUUGUGUGUCCUUGAAAGAAAGAAGUGGAUUGGAGUUGGGGAAUCACUCCAGAGACAGUGUUCCAAUUGAUUCUGAUGACCUUAAGCAGGGGCAUGAAGUAGUAGGUGUGAAUACCCGAUGUGUUGCACCAAGUGGGAACUUGGAUACUUUUACCCAGGGAAACACAAGUGACCUGCAAGAAAAACAGCCUGGAAGCACUUUGGUGCCUGCUAAGAGGAGUAUUAAUGCUUCUACUGCUUAUGACAUAGAAGUCAAUGAAACUGAAACCAUAUCAGAUAACAGUUCUGAUCCUUGUGCAAAGGCUGCCAAGAAGUUUAAGCAGGAUGUUAUUAGUCCCAUUCAGAACACAGUUCCUGAUUUGAUAUCGUCUCAAAGGGAUGUAGUCCCAGCAGAAUCACGUGGAGGAAGUCAAUCUAUUGUUCAAAAAAGGAACUCGGAAGAUGAAGCUGAAGUUGGUACCCUCGAAGCAAAUGGAUUGCUGAAGGAUGGUAGCGCUGAGCAUGCUGCAUCAAGAAGUGUUUUAUGUGGCAUUGACUCUAAUAUCAAUAAUCUCUUGCCUCAAAGAGCGAGUACAGACAAAAAGUUCCAAAAUAUUGGAAGUAGCAGCAAUGGUUGUGCUGAACUGGGAUCAUCAAGUGGCUCCAAAGGUGACCUGGGGUGUAAUCUUCCACAACAUGUGCGAAAUGGUGAACCUUCUAAAGGAGAUAAAGAAAAUAUAGAGCAAAGUCAUGAAUCUGAAUUCUAUAGUGAUACUGAUGAGUAUCACAAUGAAAGUACUGAUCUUGCUUCACAGAAAAAUGAUUUCUUGAACUCGCAAUAUGCUCAGGGUGAAGAUUCUUUGGCAACUGUUGAUUGUACAGAGCUUAAUCUUUGUGUGAAGUGUAAUAAGGGGGGAAACUUAUUUGUUUGUAGUUCUGAUACCUGCCCUUUAGUUGUUCAUGAAAGUUGCUUGGCUUCUGUACCCAACUUUGAUUACAAGGGAAACUUCUAUUGCCCCUUUUGUUCAUAUUCUCGAGCAAUUUCUGAGUACCUGGAAGGUAAGAAGAAGGUCUCACUUGCUAGGAAAGACUUGAAUGCAUUUAUUGGCUUGGGAGCUGGGCAACGAUCAAAGAAGUCACUACCUAAGUCACAAGGAAUGAAGCAGCAUCAAUCUCGAGGGAAUAAGAAUGAACAACUGUGCUGCAAUGAGAGUGGGAGGAAUUCAUUAAAUGAGCUCACGGAAGCAGGAAAUGCUGUAGCCAACAGGAGUUCUAUUGGAGCUCAAGUCAUGCAAACUGGCUCACCUCAACCAGAGGCUUCUCUAAACCACAAUGAGAAUGGGAGGAAUUCAUUGAAUGACGUCACAGAAGCAGGAAAUGCUCCAGCCAACAGGAGUUCUGUUGGAGCUCAAGUCAUGCAAACCGGUUCACCUCAACCAAAGGCUUGUCUACCCCGCAAUGAGAAUGGGAGGAAUUCAUUGAAUGAGGUAACAGAAGCAGGGAGUGCUCCAGCCGACAGGAGUUCUGUCCGAGCUCAAGUCAUGGAAACCGCUUCACCUCAACCAGAGGCUUCUCUACCUGAACUAUUCUUAGUAGCUGGUAAACAACCUAACAAAUCACCUCUUAGAUGUCUUAGAUCAAGACAGUCUCAGUCCAGACAGGAAGAAGAAUUAUGUCAUGAUGAGAAUAGAAACACGAAUUCCUUGGAGAAGGCUGAAGAAGCAGGAAGUUGUCCAGUCAUUAGAAAUUCUAUGAAUGCCGAAGUCAGGCAGAUCCGUCCACCUCAAGCACGAGAAAGUUCUUCUAUAGAAGAAAGUUCUGAAGAAGAAGAUGAUGAUGAGAUAGGUUCCAAAUACCGUGUACAAUUUAGGAAGCCAGAAAAGAAUACCUUUCCCUUAAAUCCUCGACAGAGGAGGAAGAAGCUUCCAUGGACCAAAAUAGAGGAGGAAACAUUAAAGGAGGGAUUACUACAAUUCUCACAUUUUCGUGAUAGAUGGAAGAGAAUUUUGGAAUUUGGAUGUGAUGUUUUCCUGGAAGGUCGGACAGCAGGGGACCUCAAAGAUAAGUGGAGAAACAUUAGCAAAGCAAGUGAGAAGGCAACGUAAAGGUUUCUUUUUGAAAUGGACUCUGUAUAUGUGUAUAACUGUCUGAUAUUGUUGGCCGGUUUUUUUUUUUUUUUUUGGAACAACAUAGUAUUGUGCAUAACGCAGUUAUUGUUGAGAUGCGGCUAAAGUCACUUCGAUGGUAGUUUUUGUUAGGCUCGACCUCGAGGCUGUGUUGUUGUACCUUGAUGUCCCUGUUAUAGAAGUUUUAAGGAAUGAAGUAAGGUGAAGAAGCAUGUAGCUUGCAGAAAAUAGCACUUUUUUGUAAUCCUUUCUCUAGGCCAAUUAUAGAAAGGCUUGAUGGUUCUGCUUGUAAAUCCCUGAAGAUGUAAUUACAACCUUGUUUAGCAAGUCUAACAGUUCGUUUAAUCCGAGGCGGAGCCAGCAUUUUACUUUA
Messenger RNA from Lycium ferocissimum, 3048 nucleotides. RefSeq lists its product as uncharacterized. NCBI's taxonomy places the organism in Eukaryota, Viridiplantae, Streptophyta, Magnoliopsida, Solanales, Solanaceae. The coding region runs from base 105 to 2654 and encodes 849 amino acids. The transcript is spliced from 6 exons. The record is from RefSeq and is a predicted model, not a curated record.